AUAGCACGCAGUGCAUGAGCUUGGUUAUAAAUACCUGACCUUUCCUGCCUUGAGUGGAUUGAGAGCGAAAAUAGGACAUUUCUCCUCGAUUCUUGUAAUAUCUAUCGAACCGGGUUCCUUAUAAGUUUUUUCCUUUCAUUUCGAUCAUAUACACCUCUAGCACAAUCACAAUGACAGAAUCAAUCCCAACAACACAAACGGUGGCAAUGGUAAGGGAGCUAGGUGAUGCUGUCGAAUUUGUGACCGACUAUCCAGUCCCAACCCCAGGAAACAAUGAGGUUCUGGCCAAAGUACUCUACACGGGCGUUUGCCAAAGUGACUUGCAUACGAAAUCCGGCACCGCUGCAAGUUCACAAGGCACUCCCAUCACGAAUAUCAAACUCCCACACAUCGGUGGACACGAAGGCGUCGGCCGUAUAGUGAAAAUCGGACCAAAUUGCGGUGAAGGCGUCAAGCUCGGGGGCUUGGUUGGAAUCCGUUUCUUGAGUAGGGUCUGUCGACGAUGCGAGUUUUGUCUGGCAGGCGCAGAGCAAUAUUGCGCUAAGAGUACAAAUCACCUGCAUCAUGAGGAUGGUAGCUUUCAGGAGUAUAUUGCCCUGGAUGCUGAUAAUUUGACCAUUCUGCCUGAUGAUGUCGACCCUAAGCUCAUUGGACCAGUUUUGUGUGCUGGAGUCACGGCUUAUAAGGCCGUCCUCAAUGCCAAUAUCAAAGUAGGUGACUGGGUUGUUGUUGUGGGUGCCGGUGGUGGCUUAGGACACCUUGCUGUCCAAUAUGCACGCGCAAGUGGCGCAUCCGUCAUUGCGGUCGACACUGGUAACGACAAGCGCGAAUAUCUCCAAUCAGUAGGAGCUAAGGAAUUCGUCGAUUUCACCCUCGUCCCAGACACCAUCGAAGAAGUCCGCAGGAUUACCAAUGGAGGUGCUCAUGCAGUCAUUAUCGCAGCCGGAAAUGCCAAAGCUUUUGCCCACGCAGCAGAAAUGCUUCGAAUUGGUGGUACACUUAGCUGCAUCGGUAUUCCACCUGGAAGACCCUUUAUAGAGACCCCUGUUGCUAGCAUUGUGAUCAAGGGUCUGAAGAUCACAGGAAAUUUGAUCGGUUCAUUGAAAGAAUGUAUGGAGGCCGUGGAGCUCACUCGAAAAGGCGUCGUCAUUCCAAAGGUUCAAGUACGGCCAUUUUGGCAGUUGCCACAGGUUUAUGAACAGCUUGAGAAGGGUGAUGUACCUGGACGUAUUGUCUUGCAGGUCGCAGAGACUGCUUGAUUUCCAGAAUUAACUUGGCACUUAGUCAAUGCCAGGAGUCCUGAUAGCCACGAAGAGCGUGCGUGUUUGUAAGACACUUCAAGUCAACCAUAAUAGGAUCUGUCUGUCAUCAGAAAGCUUUUAAUCCUUAAUCAGUAGAAGGCAUUCUAACAUAGGAAUGAAAAGCACUCUGACAUUCU
Messenger RNA from Talaromyces stipitatus ATCC 10500, 1438 nucleotides. RefSeq names its product alcohol dehydrogenase, putative. Gene Ontology annotation, molecular function: zinc ion binding; oxidoreductase activity. The transcript is spliced from 4 exons. The record is from RefSeq and is a predicted model, not a curated record. Lineage: Eukaryota; Fungi; Ascomycota; Eurotiomycetes; Eurotiales; Trichocomaceae. The coding region runs from base 171 to 1259 and encodes 362 amino acids.